Molecule: messenger RNA, 1087 nt
Organism: Lasiosphaeria miniovina
Lineage: Eukaryota; Fungi; Ascomycota; Sordariomycetes; Sordariales; Lasiosphaeriaceae
Exons: 1
Coding region: 289-885 (198 amino acids)
Source: RefSeq, a predicted model, not a curated record
GGCAGGACGGUAGCUCGCCCAAAGUCUGGGGCUAGCUAGGGCCACACGUUGGAGUCUAGGACGAAAUGGGGCACACACGUACACAGAGAGAGUGUGUAGAGAGAGUGGAGUGCAGUGCAAAGACUAGCUUGGAAAGUAUCUCGGUACCUUUUGGCGGGUCCUUAGCUCGCUAGGCGGUGCGAGUAAAGCAGAGCUAGUCUGGUGGGCUGGCCGUUCUUGUCGUUUCGAAGUCCAAGUGUCGUAGGCCGGCGUGCGUUAAGUUUCCGAAACUAGCAGCAUAAUGGGGGUAUGAGGGGGUAUGAGGGGGGGAGAGGGGAGCCACUCUCAGGAACACGCUAUGCGGAUCGUCGAGGCAGAGAGGGCUUCUGGGCCUGCCGGUGCCUGGAUGCAGGUUCGUUGCAGGUGCAGAUUUCUGGUCCUUUACCUAACAGGUAUGUGGCCGACUGCCGAGCGUGGUGGCCAGGGGUGUGUGUGGUGGUGGUGGUGGUGGUGGUGGUGGUGGUGGUGGACUGCAAGUUGCGUCCGCUGGCUGCCCGCAAUGAUGGAAUGCAGGUGCUGAAAAUGGCGUGCCUUUAUCUCUCUCUCUCUCUCUCUCUCUCUUGUCAAGGUUGCUAUUACUUUCUUUCGUCGUCCUCGCUCAACCUGACUCGGCAAGCAAGCGCACGGUCCCUCUCAAAGUCUCCACAGGCGAUAGAUAGAAAGAGAGUCGAAUUAGAAAAAGAAAGGAAGAAGCUAAUGGAGGGGAGAACAGCUGGACAGGAAACCCGGAGAGUCCUUAUGAGAUGGCCGGUUUGCCGUGGGAAAUUCAAGUCUUUGCUUUUCUUAUUUUAUUUUUGCAGCUCGUCAGUCGUCGUGGGUUUUGCUGGCGUGUCUCCAAAGCUCUGAGAUCGACCGAGACAGUGAGACAAGCAGACAGACGCGCGACAAGUGUCGUCAACCCUGGUAGUCCGGUGAGUAGGGCUGGAGCUGUGGAGAGGCAACGGGUGGCGGAAACUCAACACGGGGUGACGUUUGUGUUUGUUGACGUUUGUCGGGAUCACCUUUUUGACCUAGGACGUCUGUUUCUCUGUCUCUUCAGGAAUACAAA